UGCAGGUCGGAUUUGUGUUAGUGAAAGCAUUUGUAAAACGUUAAAUGUAAAUACUAACUCGUAGUCACUGUACGAAAGCAUGUAUUUAUAAACAACUUUAGUAAAAUUUCGAAUUACAUCGAGAUAAUUUUUGCUUAAUUCAACAUCACAUCUAAAAAUCACAAUCGAUAUAUUCUAUUUAACUAGUAUUAGUAAUUGUAUAUUUAAUUUAAUACUUAGAAUUAUAAUCUUAUAGUAAGAAUGUUUAAACGAAAAUUAAAGGCACUAGAUUACAUGGAUUGGGACAAAGUGAAUGGAAAUGAUCCUGAGCAUUUUCGUAAACUGGUUGUAUGGCUGGAAGAUCAGAAGAUACGCAACUACAAAAUAGAGGACAGGGAAUGUUUGCGCAACAUUCAAUCCGAAGAUUGGAUUAAAGUUUUUCAGGACUAUUGUAAUAAUGUGGCAUGUCCAAUUGUUUCUUCUCCUCUGGACCAACUGGAAUGGUUGAUUGGGCUUGCUAUUAGAUUAGAAUAUGAAGAUGAUCAUAAGAAAUAUCAAGAAGUGACAAUUGAAAAAGUAAAGGAGAAGUCAACUGUAGUUCCGAGUGUUAAGUCCACUAAUCCGUUAGACAAUUUGAACUUUUACAGUGAAGACUUUAAAAGUGGUGUGAAUGCAAUUGCAAAAAUACUUAAAGUGCCACAACAUCCUAAUCAUCUAAUUACUUUGGAGGCUUGCAGCAAAGUAGUAUGCAAAAGGUUAAAUCCAAAUGCAAUACAGAAUCCAAACACAGUUGUUAUUAAAGGAACUCCAUUUCCCAUCGGUGAUGUUGAUUUAGGUUUUAACAUGGGUGAUCCAGUUUUGAACAAUGCAGCUAAGGUUCUUCGGUUGUUAUAUAUUCAUGAUUUGAGAGAGUUACAGACUAAAAUUAAUGAAGCAAUUGUUAGUGUUCAAAAUAUUACUGCCAAUCCUAAAACUGAUACUAAACUUGGAAAGGUUGGAUUUUAAAUAUUUCAUUAGGAUUUUCAAGUAUUUUUUGUUAAGUCAAUGUCCAUUUAUAAUGUAUAUUUACAAAGCAGAUAAAGUGAGUUACAUUAGAAAUUACAUUUUUUAUUAAUAAAUACGUCAGGAAUGUACAUAUAAGUUAUUAUUAAAAAGUGUAGAUGUAAAGUAAAAAGUAAAGAUGAAAGAAUUAAUUAUCA
Molecule: messenger RNA, 1178 nt
Organism: Orussus abietinus
Lineage: Eukaryota; Metazoa; Arthropoda; Insecta; Hymenoptera; Orussidae
Product: RNA transcription, translation and transport factor protein
Exons: 4
Coding region: 241-984 (247 amino acids)
Biological process (GO): tRNA splicing, via endonucleolytic cleavage and ligation
Cellular component (GO): tRNA-splicing ligase complex
Molecular function (GO): RNA binding
Source: RefSeq, a predicted model, not a curated record